Messenger RNA from Pseudoliparis swirei, 841 nucleotides. RefSeq names its product peptide YY-like. NCBI's taxonomy places the organism in Eukaryota, Metazoa, Chordata, Actinopteri, Perciformes, Liparidae. Bases 13 to 270 code for a protein of 85 amino acids. Gene Ontology annotation, cellular component: extracellular region. The record is from RefSeq and is a predicted model, not a curated record. Gene Ontology annotation, biological process: neuropeptide signaling pathway; feeding behavior. Gene Ontology annotation, molecular function: neuropeptide hormone activity; neuropeptide Y receptor binding. The transcript is spliced from 2 exons.
UUCAGUGCUGUGAUGUCACGGAGUAUUCUGGCUUUCUGCCUCUUGGCUUGUAUUGACUCUGGAAUAAGCGGAUAUCCAGUCAAGCCUGCCAGUCCCCGGGAAGACGCAUCACUUGAAGAGUUCGCCAAAUACUAUUCUGCCCUAAGACACUACAUCAAUCUCAUUACAAGACAGAGGUAUGGGAAAAGAGAAAUUCCAGAUUCUCUAUUUUCUGAUGUGCUUAUGAGGGAGAGCACAGAGACUAUUCCAGGAUCAAACUACAUCAGGUAAAUUAUGUCAAAAGGCUUUUUUACACAUACUGUAAUGCUUUUACUUAUGUAUUUAUUUGACUAAUUAUUGUUGUCUAUGUCAGAUUUAUGAAAUAUAACAUAUGAUAUUGCGUGAUAGAAAAUGUGUGAUGAAAUAUCAGAAAAGUACAAACUUCCAUACAAUGUAUAGUGGAAUAACAUUCAAUAGCCAUUAAAUAAAUAGAUUAUUGUGAAGCUUCAGUUUAUGUUCACACUUUCAUGUCAGAAAUGCUAUUGUAAUAAAAGUGUUAAAAUGAAAGCUUCGUGGUGUUUUGGGAUUGGAAUAUUAUUACUGUUUUAAUAGACUGUGUUUAUUUGAAUGUGGAUAGAGAGAGGGAACUUGAAAUCAUACUAAAUGCUUAACUUCCUUGUCUUGUAGGUAUGAUGAGCUGCCACUGUGGUGACGCUGUCAUAUUAAGGAUAACUCUGCCACAAAGCUGCUGCAAUACCUUUAAUUUGCAUUAAAAUAACUUGUGCUGCAUGGAAUAAACAUUGUGUCAUGAAACUACUUUGGUCUAUAAUGUUGCCUGUGCUACAUUAAAACAUGUUAUUGA